Molecule: messenger RNA, 1815 nt
Organism: Plasmodium cynomolgi strain B
Lineage: Eukaryota; Apicomplexa; Aconoidasida; Haemosporida; Plasmodiidae
Product: ABC transporter
Exons: 2
Coding region: 1-1815 (604 amino acids)
Biological process (GO): transmembrane transport
Cellular component (GO): membrane
Molecular function (GO): ATP binding; ABC-type transporter activity; ATP hydrolysis activity
Source: RefSeq, a predicted model, not a curated record
AUGAUACACAGUGCAAUUAUUAGUAUCAUAAUACCUCGUUGUGAUAAUUUAAUAUUCCAACAUGUAUCAAAUAGGAGGUUUGACCAUUUUGGAAGUCUUCUCCUAAAUUGUAUUCUGGUGAGAAUUAUUAACAUGAGUUUGUGUGGACUGCGUAAUUAUAUUUUUAUGGUUACCAGCUCGGAUUCCCUAAAGGAAGUGAAAAAAAUUUUAUUCCAAAUUUAUAUCCAUAAGGAUAAUGAAUAUUAUGAUCAAAUGGAUCACAGUGAAAUUGUAAACAAAAUAACGUUGGAGGCACAUGAUUUUGCAAAUAUCAUCCCGUAUUAUAUAAAUCCAUUUAUACGAAAUUUUUUUUCUAUAAUUUUUAAUUUUGCAUAUAUGUUUUACUUGAAUUAUAAAUUGUCUAGAGUCAUUAUGAGUUGCUUUUUCAUUUCUUCCCUCCUUACGAUUAUUUCUACCAAGUUGAAGAAGAGGAGAAUUAAAUCGAUAAACAGGGAGAAGACGAGAAACACUAAAAUAUCGUUGGAGGCCCUGAACAAUAUAAAUGUGAUAAAACUGUUCAGUACUGAACUGUAUGAGUGUAGCAAAUAUUCGCAAUCGUUAAGUGACAUUUUGUGUCUUCAAAUUAAGAAGGAACGUUUUAACCUCGUCCACAUGGUGGUGAGCAAACUAUUUGUUUUGGUAACGUAUGUACUCAUUCUGGUUAAGGGGGGGAGUCUCUUAAGGGGCAACGAAAUUGACAGGAACACCUUCACGUCUUUUUUCUUUUACAUAAAUAAUAUUUACUCGUACAUAGAUAUCCUCGACUACUACAUCGACAUAUGCGACAUUGUGAAUCAGUACCGCCACAUCAUCGGCCUGAUCAAGGAGCGGGCGCAGGAGCGGGCGCAGGAGCAGAUGCGGGGGAAGAAGCAGACGCAGAAGCAGCCUCAGACCCAGACGCAGACAGGGGGGGGGCACGUUUUGCCUUCUGAGAGUAGCCCCCCCGACUGCGAUGAGAGAAGCUCCUCCGACUGCGAUGAGAGUAGCUUCUCCAACUGCGACGAGAGCAGCCCCUCCGACCGCGACAGCUGUCCCCCCCCUAACAACGCAGCUGCGAAGCGAGUCGCUCUACAAUUGGACACCACCGCGGAAAGAAGCGAAUCCGACGUGGUGCUGCACUUCAAGAACGUCUUCUUCAAGUACAAAAAUACAAACAAAUACGUUUUGAAAAAUCUUAAUUUCAAAAUUUUAAAAAACACAAAUAAUAUCAUCGUGGGAAAAAGUGGAGGAGGAAAAUCAACACUACUCAAGCUGAUGCUAAAUUUUUACAAAUGCUCUAAGGGGAAGGUGUAUCUUUAUAACAAGCCAAUUAACCAUUACAGGGGAAGAGAAAUUAUGGACACUGUUUCUUACGUCCAACAGGAUUGGAAGCUACUUAAGGGGACGAUAAAGGAAAAUCUGACCUAUGGAAUCACAGAUGAUUGCACCAAUUUUGACAUGCUGGAUUUGAUUAAUAUUUCCAAGUGUUGUACUUGUCAUGAGUACAUAAGCAGACUGAGGAAGAGGUACGAAACGAUUAUUUCGAAUAGGACUGAAUUGCUAACCUCCUCUCAAAAGCAGAAAAUUUGCAUAGCUAGAGCGCUAGCUAGGAAUCCCAAGAUCCUCCUCUUGGAUGAGUCCACCUCAGCCGUGGACAAGGACAACGAACGAGUCAUUUUCCAAAACAUAAGGCAGAACUCGCUUUUUAAAAACCUAACUAUAAUUCGCAUAACGCAUAAGAAGGCCAACUUAGACUUGGCAGACAAUAUUUUCGUUCUGAAGGGUAAGCCCCUCUGA